Limanda limanda (common dab) is the source of this 1104-nucleotide messenger RNA. RefSeq names its product microsomal glutathione S-transferase 3a (gene mgst3a). Lineage: Eukaryota; Metazoa; Chordata; Actinopteri; Pleuronectiformes; Pleuronectidae. The record is from RefSeq and is a predicted model, not a curated record. The coding region runs from base 143 to 607 and encodes 154 amino acids. Gene Ontology annotation, cellular component: membrane; endoplasmic reticulum; nuclear envelope. Gene Ontology annotation, molecular function: glutathione transferase activity; glutathione peroxidase activity. The transcript is spliced from 6 exons.
GCCCCCUGUGUGUGUCUGGGCUGUUACGUCAUCCUCUGCGCACACGGAAGUAGCAUUAAACCAGAAAACUUCGGGUCUUGUGAGAGUUGCUCCGUGUUCUCUCCCGUGUGUGUUACAGCUGUCGCUUCAUCUGUCUGUCAGGAUGGUUGUUCUCUCCAAAGAGUAUGGAUUGGUGGUGUUGACCGGUGUUGCCAGUAUUGUCAUGGUUGGGCAUCUGGCCAUCAAGGUUGGCAAAGCUCGCAAGAAGUACGACGUGCAGUACCCUCAGAUGUACAGUGAUGAUCCUGAAACCGGAAAGAUUUUCAACUGUAUCCAGCGUGCACACCAACACACCCUGGAGCUGUACCCCGCCUUCCUCUUCUGCCUGGCUAUUGGUGGCUUGAAUUGUCCACGUGCAGCCAGUGGACUUGGAGCUGUAUGGAUCAUUAGCAGAGAGGUGUACGCACAUGGGUACUCUACAGGAGAUCCUAAAAACAGAAGGUGGGGAGCGUUUGGCAAUGUGGCUUUCCUCGGAAUGAUCCUGACCACAGCCAGCUUCGGGCGCCAACUGUUGGGUUGGACUGGACCACGGAUGGGGCGUUUCUGUAAGGAGACCGCUUGCUGUUGAGGACAGCGACUAAGCCUGGGUUUUUAUUAAUGAUUAUAACAAUAAUUACUGCUCUACAUAACUAAUAUAAUGUAAUGUACCUUGAAGCAUGCGUGCUGUAACCUCUCGUCAGGGUGCCGUUGACAAGUGACCUGACUGGUUCUCGCUGAGGGAAAACGCCUCAUUUACCCUGAUGAAUGUGUUUUUUUCACAUACGGGCAUUCCUGCUCCAUGUGAGAUAACAAGUCAGUUUAUAUCUCAAAGCAUUUUUACCUGCUUUCCAGAUUUGACAAGUUGAAUGAAUUGGCCAAAGAAUGUAUCUUUAGUAAGAAACAAAUUAAGACAAUGUUAUAAAAAGGGACAUUUCAAAUAAAACCUUAUGUUUUACCCCGGCAAAAAAAUAAAUGAAAAUGUUUUUUUAAAAGAAUGCAGGUGUUGUGUAAGAAAACUCAAACUUAAUUCCAAUCAUUAUCGCUGUUAUUUUUUCAUACUAUUAAAUAUGACACAUUGGUUAUGAA